GCUUUCGGUGGGCCGGCCGCCUUCUUUGCGCAUGAGCGUUUAGUUUGUGCGACGGGACUCCUGCACUGGAGAGGAAGAGCCGCAGGGUACAAUAACACGGGGCCAAAUGCGGCUCACCAACGGCGGAGUGAUCAGCACAGCGUAGACUGACAGCUGCCGGGGGGCAGAAAGGCCACCAUGUAUUUCCUAAGUGGCUGGCCGAAGAAGCUGCUGUGCCCACUGAAAAGCCAGGAGCAGCCUUUCCACAUCCAGGCGGACUCUCAGAGGAUCCUGCUGUCAGUGCUGUCCGAGAGCCAGCUCAGUAUCUGGUAUAGCAGGCCCAGUGUAUUAAUAGCAAGUUACAAGGAAUCUGCUAAAGCAUCAGCACAAUUUGGAGCCUUUAAGCAAGCAGAAUGGAGACCCGACAGCACUAUGAUCGUGAUUGCAACUACCAAUGGAUAUAUUCUAUUUUUUGACAUUAUCCCUGCAGGAGAAGACAAGUAUCUGUAUGAGCCCGUGUAUCCAAAAGGGAGCCCGCACAUCAAGUUGAUUCCACAUUACAAGGAAGAACAGUGUGCUCCAGCACUAAAUUUGGAGACAAAAAAAGUUCUUGAUUUGCAAGCACCGAUCACAAGCAUACAGUCAAUGGUGGAAGAUCUCCUUGUGGCCACAGAUGACGGUCUGCUUCACCUUAUUCACUGGGAUGGCUUGACAAAUGGCAGGAAAGCCAUCAACAUUGGUACAAUACCAUUUUCUGUCGACUUCCAACCUUCUAGAGGCUCAUUCUUGGACUUUGGAGAUGUGUUUAUCAGAGACAUGGAGUACUGCAUCACACUGGAUGGAUUUGCUGUUGUAUUUAACGAUGGACGCAUAGGUUUUAUCACACCGUUAUCAAGCCAUGUCACAGCUGAUCAGACCCAUGGAGUCUGGGCUCAGGAUGUUGUUGAUGGGACCUGUGUGGCAGUGAACAGCAAGUACAGGUUAAUGGCAUUUGGUUGUGCCAACGGCUCUGUCUUGGUGUACACGAUAGAUAAUACCACAGGAGCUAUGCAGCUUUCUCAUAAAUUGGAACUUACUCCAAAACAAUAUCCAGAUGUUUGGAAUAAGACUGGAGCUGUUAAGCUGAUAAGGUGGUCACCUGAUUACAGUGUUGUCAUGGUGACAUGGGAAUGUGGAGGCCUUUCCUUAUGGAGUGUUUUUGGUGCGCAUCUUAUUUGUACUUUAGGAGGAGACUUUGCCUACACAGCAGAUGGUACCAAGAAAGAAACUCUUAAAAUCAGCUCUAUGAGCUGGGGCACAGAAGGUUACCACUUGUGGGCAAUCGCAGCAGAUUCCUCACAAAUUUCUGACCAUGGCAGGAGUGACAAACCCAUACCUCAGCAGGCUGGAAUUCUACAGUUUCAGUUCAUCAAGAGCGCACUCACUGUGAACCCUUGUAUGAGUAACCAGGAGCAGGUACUUCUUCAAGGAGAAGACCGUUUGUAUUUAAACUGCGGGGAUGCAAGUCAAACUCAAAAUGCAAGAGUUCCAACACACACUGAACAGAAGCCUCUGUGUGACCGGAAUCCUUUCCCUGGAGGGAGUGUAGUUUCUCAGGGCCUGAGCACUUUACUAGGCCAUAGACACUGGCAUGUUGUGCAGAUACAUAGCACAUAUCUAGAGAGUAACUGGCCAAUAAGGUACUCUGCCAUUGAUAAAUUUGGCCAAAACGUUGCAGUUGUUGGAAAAUUUGGUUUUGCACAUUAUUCCCUUCUGACCAAGAAAUGGAAGCUGUUUGGAAAUAUUACUCAGGAGCAGAACAUGAUGGUGACUGGGGGAUUGGGAUGGUGGAAUGAUUUUAUUGUAUUAGCCUGUUAUAAUAUAAAUGAUCACCAAGAAGAGCUACGGGUCUACUUGCGCACAUCCAACUUGGACAAUGCAUUUGCACAUGUCGCCAAAGUACAGCUGGAAACCCUUCUAUUGAGUGUAUUCAGAGACAUGGUGAUCCUUUUUCGAGCAGACUGUUCAAUCUGCUUGUAUAGUAUUGAAAGAGUAAAUGACGGUCCUAAUCCUACUGCCUUUUUACAAGUUCUACAGGAAGUUUCCAUGUCACGUUACAUCCCCCACCCGUCACUUGUAGUGUCUGUUACAUUAACAUCUGUGAGGACUGAGACUGGCAUCUCACUAAAAGUGCCACAACAGGUUUGUGAUGCAGAAAGCAUUAUGUUAAAUCUGGCAGGUCAAUUGAUAAUGCUGCAAAGAGAUCGCUCUGGCCCUCAAAUUCGAGAAAAGGACAAAGGAUCCCAUCAACAUAAGCUUUUGCCUUUUUGUGCUCCAGUUGUGUUGGCACAAUCUGUUGAAAAUGUUUGGAGCACUUGUCGUGCAAACAAACAAAAGCGCCACCUCUUGGAAGCUCUCUGGCUUGGCUGUGGUGGAGCAGGCAUGAAAGUCUGGCUGCCUCUGUUUCCCAGGGAUUACCGUAAACCACAUUCCUUUCUGUCCAAGCGCAUUAUGCUUCCUUUUCAUAUCAACAUUUAUCCACUUGCAGUCCUGUUUGAAGAUGCUCUGGUUCUUGGGGCCAUCAAUGAAACUGUUGCUUAUGACUGUUUAAACAAUUUCAGUACUUCAUCGGAACAUUUGGAAGUCCACUUCCCUUUCUGUAUUGUGGAGCGAACCUCACAGAUCUACCUCCAUCACAUCUUGCGCCAACUGCUGGUCAGGAACUUAGGAGAACAGGCCCUGCUUUUGGCCCACUCAUGUGCUGCUCUACCUUACUUUCCUCAUGUUCUAGAACUCAUGCUUCAUGAAGUACUGGAAGAAGAAGCUACCUCCCGGGAGCCUAUUCCCGACCCCUUACUUCCGAACGUGGCAAAGUUCAUCACAGAGUUUCCUCUUUUCCUUCAGACUGUGGUACAUUGUGCAAGGAAAACAGAGUAUGCUCUCUGGAAUUAUCUUUUCGCUGCUGUAGGCAACCCCAAGGAUUUGUUUGAAGAGUGUCUUAUGGCCCAAGAUCUGGACACAGCAGCCUCCUAUCUCAUCAUUCUACAGAACAUGGAGGCCGCCGCGGUUAGCAGACAGCAUGCCACACUGCUGUUUAACACUGCACUCGAACAAGGAAAGUGGGAUCUCUGUAGACAUAUGAUCCGAUUUCUGAAAGCUAUUGGCUCUGGGGAAUCAGAAACACCUCCUGCUACUCCAACCACCCAGGAGCCCAGUUCCACGAGUGGCUUUGAGUUUUUCCGGAACCGCAGCAUUAGCUUAUCUCAGUCAGCUGAAAAUCUUCCUGCUGGAAAGUUUAACCUGCAAAAAACUAUGAGCAUGCCAACCGGACCUGGUGGCAAAAGGUGGAGUAAAGAUAGUGAUUGUGCUGAGAAUAUGUACAUUGACAUGAUGUUGUGGAGACAUGCACGUCGCCUACUGGAAGAAAUUCGACUUAAGGAUCUUGGGUGCUUUGCUGCCCAGCUUGGAUUUGAGCUGAUUGGCUGGCUUUGUAAAGAGCGCACACGUGCAGCUCGAGUGGAGAAUUUUGUUACAGCUUUGAAAAAACUUCACGAAGAUUUCUUAUGGCCUUUCCCUGUACUACCGGCAUCUUCUUUCAGCUCUCCAUUUAAGAACACCAGAUUUCGGACAGCAGUUGGAGAGCAGUUCUCAAAAUCCCAGUCUGCUGAGAACUUCCUCGCCAUGGACAUGGAGACUGGCAUUCCCAGUGCACCUCGAAGCCAAAGUUGGCUGGGCAGCAUGGGUACAACUCAGAGAGAGAUGGACAGUAACUCAUCCCACAGUCCUCAUACCCAGGAUGCUUUUCUGUCUCCUCUAUUAAAUAAAGGAGAUGAAUGCAGCAUCGGCUCAGCAACAGACUUAACAGAAACCAGUUCCAUGGUGGACGGAGACUGGACAAUGGUGGAUGAAAACUUUUCCACCCUGAGCUUGACACAGUCAGAGUUAGAACACAUUUCCAUGGAGCUGGCUAAUAAAGGACCUCACAAAUCACAGGUUCAGCUACGAUAUUUGCUUCACGUGUUUAUGGAAGCAGGCUGCCUGGAAUGGUGUGUGAUCAUUGGCCUCAUACUACGGGAAUCAUCGGUUAUUAACCAAGUGUUAAAUAUAAUGCAAUGCCCUGAGGUUGCUGAAGAGAUGUUGCAGGGCAUCCAAUGUGGAUUACAAGCUGUCGAUGUCUGGGCAUCAACAGAUUGCCCAGGCUACAAACCAUUCUUAAACAUCAUUAAACCUCAACUACAGAAGCUAAGUGAAGUGACAGUGGAACAAGUGCAGCCUGAAGCCUUUCAGCCUACAGUCCCCAUAAAGGUCACAGAACAAUCCAGUCCAAGAGCAGAAGAGAGCCGCAGUUCAGUGAGCCACAGUGCCAGUCCUCAAAGUGACACUGCCAGCUGUAAAGUCAGCAGGCAUGAAGAUGAUAUGUCAAGGCAGGAGCAAGAGGAAGCCUUCCAAGAUGGCGGCUAUGACUGCAUAGUUUCCUAACACAGGGCUUAGCUUUGAACAUGAAAAUCAGAGCAGUAUUAAUGACUUCCUCUCCAGUGGUUGAUUACACCAUGACUGGGAGUUUUGUUGGGUGUUAAAGCUGCACUCAUUCCAGCGGUUUCCAGGAAACCAUCAUUAUCAAGAUUUUUGAAGCCUUAUAAAUAUUUUUAAUCUUUACAUAUAUUUUUCCUCCUCUACACCUUAUUUAUCUCUAAUUAUAAUAUACCAAGGAAUUGAUAUGGUCACAAUAUCAUGUAAACAAAGCUGUGUUCAAUAGUUUGGAAAGUCUCUUAUUAUGCAGGGAGUAUCUCUCCUAAGAUACGACCAUAAAACAGACUAGAUGUUCCUUCCUUUGGUGAAGAUUAAAUAAACUGACAAUUUUGAAGUUAAAUUCUUUACAUAUGUUAAGGCUAAAAAAGUCCUUAUAUCCACCUAACCUCUGAACCCCCACAGUGUUGCAAGAGUCCGUGUGCUGCACAGGCAUUGGUGAGCGGUUCCGUAGCUAUGUCUGCCUUUUUCUGAAACCAAUGUGUUGGUAAAGGAGCAUACCGAAUGUUAAAUGAAAAGGAAAUUAUACAGGUUUCAUGGUUUCAUGACAUGAAGAAUUUUUUUUUUGUUUUUUUUUACUUUUUCUUGGGGUGCUAGAAUUCUUCCACAUGUCUAAAGUUGGUAUUAGAAAUGUAAAUAGUCUGUAUUUUUGUGAAUACUUCUGUAUAUUCUUUUGGGCUUAUUAUAUGUUUAUAGGCACACCAUAGCUCCACUUUCUUGAGGCAAGAAGCCAUUUUUGCUUCUUGCAAAUGGACAUGCACUCUACAAGCAGUAGCAUCAGCACUGCUGUGUAUUUAGCCAACCAUUUUAAAACUACUGUGACUGGUUCCAGAACAGUCCUACUCCUAUCUUAACAAGUCUGUUUUUUUUUUUUUGUUUUUUUUUAUAUAAACAUGGUACAAUAGAGUUCUUAUUUAUCACCCUUGUACAAUAAUUUACCUGGAUAUAGAAUGUUUUGUAAAUAAAACUUGUAAUCAUGUUCUAUAAUACGCUAUUUGCAAUGGUAAUUCAAAAUAUAAGCAUAAUGUAUUUUUGACCAUUUUAUAAUGUGUAUGACUUAAAAGUUAUUUUAAUUUUUACUUUUCACAAAACAGACUGCAAGAAACAUUUACAGCUCCUUUCACAUCUUUCGCAAUCAAAUGUCCUAUUAUCCCAAUUUACAUAUGUAAUUUAAAGCUGGCAUCCACAAUUAACAGUAUUAAAAUUUACUUCCUGGCUUUUUGUAACAUGCAAUUUGAACAAAAAUGUAAAAGGUGUUAUUUUAUACAGAACAUACAUGUUUAUUUUUAUAAUAGAUAUAUUUCAUUAUCUAGUGGACCAAAUGUUUUCAUUACUUGUAAGAUACAUCAGUAUGCAGAAAUUGCAACCUAUGUGUUAUACACUGAAGCGUGAUGAUGGUGUCUAAUUUCACAUAGAAGUCAAGUCAUGCUGGAAAUUUAGAAAAGAUUUCCAGAAAGCUCCAACAAGCCAGGUUUUCUUGGUUCUGAUGGCUGACUGCCUUUUUUUCUUAUCAUUUGCAGAGCCGUUCCUCAUUUUAAUAUUGAAUGUGUCCCACCAUUGUUCCUUUUUCUCUCCACUGUACGGGAAACCACAUGAUUUCCUUUAAGGACAUGCCUUUGUUACAUUUGCCAAGAUUGGGAAUGCUGGAUAUGUUCCAGUGUCGUCAUAAAUGGGAACAGGACCUUCUUUAGGUAUCUUCAAUAUAAUAGGAUCCAUGCAAAAUGACUCAAGGCCCAAUCCAUUGAGUGCACCUAUGGGUUUGAUUGAUGUUUUUCACCACCAGAUAACAUCUCUAUAAUAAUCUCCUAAUACAAAACUAACUUGUGGCUGCUGACAAAGUCCAUAUGUACUGGAAAAUAUAAAAAAUUAGUAAGUGGCCUAAAACCAAAUGGCUGAUAAUUACUCCCUUUCACAUGUUUCUUUUGAAAUGUUUGCUGUGCUUUUUAAGUAUUUCAGUAGUUGAAAUUCCAAAAGAACAGUAUUUAUUCUAGGCUAUGUGGGAUAGCCAAGUGGCCCAUGGCAUUCAUCCAGCCUCAGAGUGUGUGUGUGUGUGUGUGUGUGUGUAUAUAUAUAUAUAUAAUCUCAUACAAGAUCCAGCGCACUCACUCAUUCACUAAAAGUCAAUUUCAAA
Pelobates fuscus (common spadefoot toad) is the source of this 6616-nucleotide messenger RNA. It is a transcript of the gene RIC1, whose product is annotated as RIC1 homolog, RAB6A GEF complex partner 1. Lineage: Eukaryota; Metazoa; Chordata; Amphibia; Anura; Pelobatidae. The coding region runs from base 178 to 4437 and encodes 1419 amino acids. The record is from RefSeq and is a predicted model, not a curated record. Gene Ontology annotation, biological process: intracellular protein transport; retrograde transport, endosome to Golgi. Gene Ontology annotation, cellular component: Ric1-Rgp1 guanyl-nucleotide exchange factor complex; cytosol; Golgi membrane. The transcript is spliced from 26 exons. Gene Ontology annotation, molecular function: protein binding.